Capra hircus (goat) is the source of this 2879-nucleotide messenger RNA. RefSeq names its product F-box protein 22 (gene FBXO22). NCBI's taxonomy places the organism in Eukaryota, Metazoa, Chordata, Mammalia, Artiodactyla, Bovidae. The record is from RefSeq and is a predicted model, not a curated record. Bases 103 to 1320 code for a protein of 405 amino acids. Gene Ontology annotation, biological process: regulation of skeletal muscle fiber development; positive regulation of proteasomal ubiquitin-dependent protein catabolic process; protein polyubiquitination. Gene Ontology annotation, molecular function: protein binding. The transcript is spliced from 7 exons.
GCGCGCCUGCUCAGUGCGCCGGGGGCCCUGUCUAAGCCGCUCCCUCUGAGCCGCCGUACUGUUUCCCGGUGGGGUUGGUGGGGUUGGUGGGGUUGGUGAGGCAUGGAGCGGGUGGGCGGCGGCGGCGGCGAUUGCUGCGGCUCCUCCUCCGCAGACCCGCGAAGUACCUUCGUGCUGAGUAACCUAGCGGAGGUGGUGGAGCGUGUCUUCACCUUCCUGCCUGCUAAGGCGUUGCUGCGGGUGGCCGGCGUGUGUCGCUUAUGGAGGGAGUGUGUGCGCAGAGUGUUGCGGACUCAUCGGAAUGUGACCUGGAUCUCCGCGCUCUCGGCGGAUCCCUGCCAUCUGGCGCAGCAUUGCCUGGUCCGCGUGGUAGCCGAAGAGCUUGAGAAUGUCCAUAUAUUACCACAGACAGUUCUUUACAUGGCUGAUUCGGAAAAUUUCAUUAAUCUGGAGGAGUGUCGUGGCCAUAAGAGAGCCAGGAAAAGAACUACUAUGGAAGCAGCGUUUGCCCUUGAGAAGCUCUUCCCAAAACAAUGCCAAGUCCUUGGGAUUGUGACCCCAGGAAUUGUAGUGACACCAAUAGGAUCACGUAGCAAUCGACCUCAGGAAAUAGAAAUUGGAGAAUCUGGUUUUGCUCUAUUAUUUCCUCAAAUUGAUGGAAUAAAAAUAAAGCCCUUUCAUUUUAUUAAGGAUCCAAAGAAAUUAACACUAGAAAGGCAUCAACUCACUGAAGUAGGUCUUGUCGAUAACCCUGAGCUUCGUGUGGUCCUUGUAUUUGGCUAUAACUGCUGUAAGGUGGGAGCCAGUGAUUAUCUGCAGCGAGUCGUCAGCACGUUCAGUGAUAUGAAUGUCAUCUUGGCUGGAGGCCAGGUGGACAACCUGGCAUCACUGACUUCUGAAAAGAGCCCCCUGGACAUUGAUGCCACUGGUGUGGUCGGACUGUCAUUUAGUGGACAGCAAGUCCAGGGUGCCACAGUGCUUCUCAACGAGGAUGUCAACGACGAGAAGGCUGCUGACGCUGCCAUGCAGCGCCUCAAGGCAGCGAACAUUCCGGAGCAGAACACCAUCGGUUUCAUGUUUGCAUGCGUCGGCAGGGGCUCUCAGUAUUACAGAGCCAAGAAGAAUGUGGAGGCUGAUGCAUUUAGAAAGUUUUUUCCUAGUGUUCCUUUAUUUGGCUUCUUUGGAAAUGGAGAAAUUGGAUGUGAUCGCAUAGUCACUGGGAACUUUAUAUUGAAGAAAUGUAAUGAGUUUAACUACAAUGAUCUAUUUCACAGCUAUACAACAAUAAUGGCACUGAUUCAUCUUGGGUCAUCUAAGUAAAGCCACCUGUAAAGUGGCUUUCACAAUAUAUAACUUGUAGGCUCUGCCUUUUCUGGAAAAUGGAAACUUGGGAGGUGUAUAUUUCAGACAGAAGAAACUUUAUAUGUAUCUGUUUUGUAGCUUUGACACUCUAAAGAUUUUUUUGGUAGUUUUUAAUGUAUUAGAGGAAGGAUAACUUUGUAUAUAACAUAACGGGGACCCAGAGUUGAGAACUUUUGCAUCAGGCACAAGCGAACCGAUUAUGACUAUUGCACCAGGCUGUGUGACUGCUGUAUGACAGGACUUGACAUAGUCUUCUGCAUGGAAAGACUGAGAAAGGACCCAUCACUGGAAGGAGAGCUGAGACAUUCCAUGACUACCUCUGCAGUGUGAGAUGAUCUUUCAGCAGAAUCAUGAAGAUUUUUUUCUUCCUUAAUAAAAGAGAAAACUAUACAGACGGCUUGAUCAAUUUUUCUCUGCUUUACAGUUUCACCAUGCUUUUCAGAAGCUGUAACAAAAUUAUCACUGACUUUUUACUUGAUAAGUAUUAAAGAACUGUUUCAUUUUAGUACUCUAUAAAGUUGCUUAGUCAAAUGAACUGCCAAGACUAAUCCAUAUUCUAUUAUAAGGGAAAACAUUUUCCUUUUCCCUCAAUAAAGACAUUGCAACAUGGACAAAGGAUCGAGGCUAGAGUCACACUUGGGUAUCAGCUGCUGCCUUUGUGUGCUAGAGUCCUUGAAGAGUAACUGCUGACCUUAGUCACUCACUGUAGCCCUCAGGGCAUAGUCACCAGCAAAUAAACAUCAGUGUUGAGAUUGAAAAAAAAAAACCGCAUCGGAAGAUUCUUUUUUCAUCUACUUCUAUAUAGCUAGUUGGCAGAUCAGGCAAUUACAUCACCUUUCUUUGAUUUUAUACCAAUAUAACAUACCUUGGAAACUCAGAUAGUUGUGGUUGUGUUAUGUUGCCCAGCUGUGUUCAACUCUUUGCAACCCCAUGGACUGCAGCAUGGUGGAUUUCCCUGUCUUCCACCAUCUCCUUCAGCACUUUUAGUGAGUGAGUAAAGGAAACUAAGGGGAAAACCCAGAAUGAUGGUGUCUGUCAGCUAGCAAAUCCUGGCACAUUUCCAGUAACAGGACUGUCAAGUUUAAAUUUCUAAUUAUUUGUAAAUAUAUCAAAAUAGGUGCAGAGAAUACCAGUUUUCUCCUGAUACCAUUCUUUCCUGUUCACACAGAUAACACCUUUGGUUUUUAGCUAGGCACAUGCACACCAGAAUAAAGACUACAUUUCCUAGGCUCCCUUGCAAGUAUGACUGUUCAGGGCAGUGGAAUGUGAGGGAAAUGGUAAUAUUUCCUUUAACAGUAUGACCGUUUUUGUUUUGCUUUCCUUUAUUCGGUGCUGUUGCUUAGAAGUGGGUGUGAGAGUGAGCCAUCUUAGACUCCACAGCAGAGUCAACGCUGUUUUGUGGAGGAGAACCACACAGAACAGUAUCCACACAGUGUUUUGUUGAAGUGCAUAACUGAUCUGGACUGCCUCUCUUUAGGCUGUUUUACAAGACAGAAAUUAAAAUCAGUCUUGCCUAA